UCGGUUCGGGUCUGUAAACAUGACUGAAAACAGCAACAAUUCAGAACCGAGCCAGAAUCUAAAAGUCCAGAAACUAAAGUUCUGGAUUCUGCUGUAGAACCGGAACAUAAGACCUUUAGAAAACACCUGAUCAGAACCGAAUAGUUCAGUCCAGAGAGUUCUGCUCAGGACGACCCGAUUCCACCUGGACUGAUCCAUUCUGUUCCAACAUGCGGUUCUGGUGGUGGGAGCGGUCCAAUCACAGAGUCCGGAUCAGGGAGCUCCUCCCCUUCGAUCACACAGAGACCUGCGCCCCACCUGAAGGUUACCGGACACCUGAACGCGGUGGGGGGUCACGCCCCCCCAUGUUCCUCCUGGCGCUGAGGUCCUCCAGACCCCCCCUCAGAGCUCUGCCCUCCUCCUGCUGGACUUGUAGGAGCAGCACCUCCCAUAUCCACCCCCACCCAUGGCCUCCCCCUCCCAGUGUGCCCCCCAGCCUCGUCUUUAGGGUUAGGACCCCCCCCACUGCGAGUAGCUGCGCCUCCUUCCACUCCUCCGCCGGCAUGGAGCUGCCAGACCGAGACCCCCCCAGGAAACGGAUCAGAACCGGGCAGCAGAGAGGAGACGCCGAGGCCCCCCUCAGAGGACAGGUCCAGGACUUCAGGGGGAACCCUCCACCGAAACCCCCCCACACUGAUGGGAGAGGGAGGGGCAACGUGGGUCAGCUGGUGGGGGGGCAGAGGAGCGGCGUCAGACCAGCAGGCCUCCACAGACACUGGCAGACCUGCAGCAGCGCCCCCCCUCCCCGGGGGGCUGGCCCCCCCUUCCUCUUCAGCGUCCUGUCCUACAACAUCCUGUCCCAGCAGCUGCUGGACGACAACGCCGUCCUGUACCGCCACUGCCCCCCUGCCGUGCUGUCCUGGGACCACCGGCUGCCCAACCUGCUGGCGGAGAUCCGCCUACUGCACGCGGAUAUUGUGUGUCUCCAGGAGGUUCAGGAGGACCACUACCACGGCCAGAUCCUCGCCGCGCUGCAGGCUCUGGGUUACCACUGCGAGUACAAGAAGAGGACGGGGCAGAAGCCGGACGGCGUUGCCGUGGCCUUCAGGACGUCCCGCUUCCACCUCCUGUCCUCCAACGCCGUGGAGUUCUUCCGGCCCGGAGACCCCCUCCUGGACCGGGACAACGUGGGGCUGGUGCUACAGCUCCAGCCCCGCGAUGGGCGGAGCCAGCCCUCCUCCAUCUGCGUGGCCAACACCCACCUAUUGUACAACCCGCGGCGCGGCGACAUCAAGCUGACACAGCUCGCCAUCCUGCUGGCUGAGGUGCAGCGGCUGGCCCGCCUCCCCGACGGCUCCAGCGACCCCGUGCUGCUCUGUGGGGAUUUUAACUCCGCCCCCUGGAGCCCGCUCUACACGUUCCUGACCCGCGGCCGGCUGGAGUACCAGGGGAUGCAGAUCGGCAUGGUGUCGGGUCAGGAGUCCGCCCCCAGGGGGCAGCGGCUCCUCCCGUUUCCCCUCUGGCCUCCCAAUCUGGGCAUCAGCCCUCAGUGUCAGUAUGAAGCGUCCCCAGGUGAGUCUCACCUGGGUCAUGUGACUCCGCCCUCUCAUCGAGGUGAGGCAGACGGUCGUGGCUCCUCCGUAGGGGCGACCCCUGACCCCAACUCAGAGGAUCAAGGCGGCGGAGCCGGCGCCGUGGUCUGCAGAUCCAGGAUCGAGCACGGCCUGACGCUGCGGUCGGCGUACCGACACCUGCAGCCGGACGGCCGGCCGGAGAUCACCACCUUCCACUCGCGCACCGCCCUGACGGUGGAUUACAUCCUCUACAGCCCUGUUUCAACAAAGGCCACACCUCCAUUUUCCAGUGGGCGUGGCCUCCAGCUGAUGGGCAGGCUGUCAUUGGUGGGUCAGGAGGAGCUGGAGGAGGUUAACGGUCUGCCCAAUCAGUACCAGUCCUCUGAUCAUCUCCCACUCCUGGCCCGGUUCCGCCUCCUUCACUGACCUGCAGACCUGUGGUUCUGAAGAUGAUGGUCUCUGUAGCUGUGAAAAUAUGGGUUCUACAACAGGACUGCAGGUUUGAAUCUGGUUCUGUUGAAGGUCCAACUUGAUCAGGAUUCCACAUUUUAUACUUUUCCAGAAGAUGAUUCACUUUCAGUCGUUUACCGUUUGUAAAUAAAGAAGCUCUUAUUUUG
Molecule: messenger RNA, 2170 nt
Organism: Oryzias melastigma (Indian medaka)
Lineage: Eukaryota; Metazoa; Chordata; Actinopteri; Beloniformes; Adrianichthyidae
Gene: angel2
Product: angel homolog 2 (Drosophila)
Exons: 8
Coding region: 210-1979 (589 amino acids)
Biological process (GO): 3'-UTR-mediated mRNA stabilization
Molecular function (GO): mRNA 3'-UTR binding; 3'-5'-RNA exonuclease activity
Source: RefSeq, a predicted model, not a curated record